CCUGAACCCACGCACCGAGGCUGCUGCCGCUUCAGCCACCAAUGGCGACGCGCGCACAAACGCUGAAGAUGGCGUGGAUGAGUCCCUUGUGAGUGGUUCCGGGAGCAGGAGGCCCAGGAUCCAACGAGCACCAGAAACACACAAGCAGGGGCGAUGGUGUUGUCAGGCAAGCAAGCACGCACCUUCGAGCGCAUCCUUGCAUUCUUGUCCAUGAAGAGCACUGUGCUCGGUGCGUUGUCGCCAGCGGCUCGUGUCUCAUUGCACAAGUGCUCCGACGAUGAGCAGCGGCUCUUCUUCGUCAACAACCUACGUCCUGAGGAAAUCGUUUCCACUGUGGUCACUCUGGCAGAUGUCGCGGCAGCUCUUGACAGCGCCAUGUCAGGUCCGACCAUGGAAGUUGUGACAAGCGUUGAAAAAUAG
Molecule: messenger RNA, 420 nt
Organism: Salpingoeca rosetta
Lineage: Eukaryota; Choanoflagellata; Craspedida; Salpingoecidae
Exons: 3
Coding region: 154-420 (88 amino acids)
Source: RefSeq, a predicted model, not a curated record